Molecule: messenger RNA, 1938 nt
Organism: Colletotrichum siamense
Lineage: Eukaryota; Fungi; Ascomycota; Sordariomycetes; Glomerellales; Glomerellaceae
Exons: 3
Coding region: 1-1938 (645 amino acids)
Source: RefSeq, a predicted model, not a curated record
AUGGAUUUCGAAAAGUACCACGAGUUGAUCCCUGAGGGAAGAUGCGCCAAAUGCCGAAAGAUACCAUGGCGUUACAGCGAAUGGUUCGCAAACAGAUCUUCUUUCAAGAUUGAGCAUCACGAAUCUUGGACUGCUCUCGAGGAGGCAGCAUCUGCUGUUUGCGAUCUAAGUCGCAGUCUGAGGGUUCUUGCUCUUCGCCAUAUCGACGCAGAUAUGCCAAAGGCCAUUCCGUGUCUACUUCGAAUCGAGCUGGUAUACUCGGAGAUUGAACCUCUGGAACUCAAGUACGCUAUCGGGAACAAAAAGGAACAUGAAUUUGUGUUUGGGAUUGAAACAGCAGAUGGUCUUGAUAUUCCAGAUGAGUCUAUGGGCAGCAUCAAACGUCUUGGCCCGGAAACGCAAGAUUCUGAUUUGGACGCGCUGAUUCGUAACCGGAUAGACCCUUGGAUAGAGGAUUGUCUCCAUCAACGUGGCCGGCACACCAACUGUAAACCAGUAUCAAUUCGCGGACAAGAGACUUUCCACCUUCCAACGCGCUUAAUUGACGUCGGAAACCGAAACGCCCCAUUAGCCCAGCUCGUCGAAACGAAGGAUUUGCUGUCAAUCAAGCCAAAACCAGAGUACUUGGCUCUAAGCUAUUGUUGGGGACAAAGCAAUGAGCCGGCGAAGAUCACGAGGACGAAUUUCCAGGCAAGGAAACAACGGCUCGAAGAGUGGAACUUUCCAAAGACCAUUCGAGACGCCAUCCAUCUCACUCGUCUCAUGGGCAUCAGAUACUUGUGGGUAGACGCUGUAUGCAUCAUACAACCCAGUAGCCAGGACCAGGAUCUCACAGACUGGGAGAAGGAGGCUCCGAUGAUGGCAUCCUACUACAGCAACGCACGUUGCCUUUUCUCCGCCCUUGCCGCAUCCGAUUCCGGCCAGGGCAUCUUCACAGAGCGCCGCGCGCAAAAAUACCCUCGGAAGAACAGCCCCAUAAAGUUCACUUAUCAGCCCCUCCUCACCAGAGGCUGGUGCUUCCAAGAACGUGUCUUGUCACUUCGCGCUCUCCACUGGUCAGCAAAUUGCCUCUACUGGCAGUGCCAGAGCCUGACUGAGGCAUCGGAGCAAGAUCCGAACGAAGAACUACCGAGAGCCUAUCCUGCUAUUGCCCGCGAUGAGCCGCAGAUCUUUCAGAGGGAAGCCGAGUUCGCCUUGACGAGUUCGUGGCUGAGGGCGGUGGUCGCGUACAUGCGCACCGAUUUCACUUAUCUCACAGACCGCUUGAUCGCAAUCGAGAGUUUGGGAACGCGCCUGGCCAAGAUCCACGGUGCCGAGUACUUUGCCGGUGUGUUCAGCUCGGAUCUCACCCGGGGGCUUCUUUGGCGGCUGACGGGCGAUUUGGAAACAUCCCAGAAGCUCUCCUAUUUUCCCUCUUGGUCCUGGGCUUCAUCAACCAAUUCAGGCCCUGUUUUCUUUGAACACGAACAAGAUGAUGAGUUCAAAUCUUUAACUGGAGUCGGUGGCCAUGGGGAGGUGUUUCCGUCAGCCGGCUCAGCCAUGGACUUUGACACGCCAGAAAAGCGAUCCCUUCGGCUGGAGGCGCCGUUGCUGGAGGCCAACCCGGCAAAAGUGCGCGUGGAGUUUGACGAUCCUUACGGCACGCGUUCUUUCAAGUUUAUAGAUGAGUCGUCGGAUGCUGAAGUUGAAAUGAUCUUUGACGCUGCACAUUUCGUGCCACAGGAAUUCGGACCUACGAAAUUGCUGUUCCUGUCUGUGACGGAGCAACAGACCGAGAUUGCAAUGUUUGGUCUCAUCGUUCGGCCUCAAGAGGGCUACUAUGAGCGCGUUGGGUAUGUGUCGUUUACGAUGCCACUUGAGCUAUCUGCGGGACCGACAAAGCUGGCAGAGUUGAUGGCCAGACUUGAGGAAAACCGAUCACAUGUGAUUCUUAUAUAG